This is a messenger RNA of Mucor velutinosus, 1026 nucleotides long. It is a transcript of the gene GID8, whose product is annotated as Glucose-induced degradation complex subunit. Gene Ontology annotation, cellular component: RAVE complex. Bases 1 to 1026 code for a protein of 341 amino acids. Gene Ontology annotation, biological process: vacuolar acidification. Lineage: Eukaryota; Fungi; Mucoromycota; Mucoromycetes; Mucorales; Mucoraceae. The transcript has a single exon. The record is from RefSeq and is a predicted model, not a curated record.
AUGCACAACGUUAACACAUCGAUAGAAUACGCCGCUGCCUUCUUUUUGUUGGCAGACAAACUGAAGGAUGCCGUCAAUGUCAUCCUUAAAAACGUCAAAGACUUUCAUCUCGCCAUCGCCAUCUGUCGUGUGUAUGAAGGAGAUCAUAGUCCUCUGUUACGAGACAUCCUAGAGAAUUCCGUGAUCCCCAUGGCGAUAGAAAACAACGAUCGCUGGCUGGUCAGUAUGGCUUACUGGUUGCUAAACAGACACAAGGAUGCAGUGCGUGCCAUGGUAGUGCCAUUGACCCAGUUCACUGACAAGGACAUGGAUACAACAGGCGCAGAUUCGGCAGCAGUAGUGCAUGAUCCCAAUGCCUUUAUUCUGUACCACCAUCUGAAAAAAAAUCUGACGCAGGAUCAAAAAUCCAUUGUGCCUUACGAUAUUGAAUAUGGAUUCUCUCUCCUUGUAUCGCGAUCGUAUGAACGGUUAGGCUGUCCCUUGCUGGCACUGUACAUUUUGACCAAGUAUUACAUGAAGCCACCCUCUGCCGCUGUAGAAGCACCUCCAAAAGAGGCUCGAUUAGACAAAGCUGAAGAUUUGUUUGGUUCCGAUGACACCACAGCACCAGCUUAUGCCACAGAUCUGUUUGCUGAUGAUACGAAAGCCACACAAAAAUCUGCUCGUGCUUCUGAUCUGUUUGCUGAUGAUGACGAUGACUUGUUUGCAGACCCCAAAAAGCCAUCCUAUGCCAGUAAUCUGUUUGAUGACGAUGACAAGGACAUAUUCGCUACCAAGAAGCCAGCGUCGUCUUCCAAAGGCUUAUUUGAUGAUGAUGAUGAUGAGGAGGAGGGCGACAUAUUUGCAAGCACAAACACCACCGCAACUGCACUAUCUGAUGCUGAAGAAAAACAAGACACCCUGGAUCCUUCAGAAAGAGAAUACGAUGGUUUGGAUAGUUUUAAAGCCUUGCUUGUGAUUCGUUUGCUUCAGGUAAACGGUGCCCAUAUACUCCUUGACACAAACAGCUCACACUCUCUUAAAUAG